Messenger RNA from Rhagoletis zephyria (snowberry fruit fly), 780 nucleotides. RefSeq lists its product as uncharacterized. Gene Ontology annotation, cellular component: condensed chromosome; condensin complex; cytoplasm. Lineage: Eukaryota; Metazoa; Arthropoda; Insecta; Diptera; Tephritidae. The record is from RefSeq and is a predicted model, not a curated record. Gene Ontology annotation, biological process: mitotic chromosome condensation.
GGUUUGGAUAAUUUUGCCAAGCAAGAAGAGCAAAGUAAAUCGAAGAAAAGCGGUCGACAGUUGUAUAACACAUUAGAAUUUCUGGACAGUGAAGACGACUCAAAUGUUCUAAAUGCCGGCCAAGGCGUAGAUGUGAUCUAUAUGAUGUCGCAUUUUCUGGACACCUGCGAUGAUACUUGUAUAAUAAGUGCAAUAAUAGUCGGCUUCUGUCGGCUUAUAUUGCGUGGCUAUAUUAAGUCUAGCGAUAUUAUUGAAAAAUUACUUUUGCGAUAUUUCAAUCCGAGCACAGAUUCGAACAUAAAUCAAAUAUUGGGUGUAUUUCUGGAAAAUUUGAUACUGCGAAAGAAGCAUGGUUUACUGCAACCUUGUCUACUGCCUAUGGUGUUAACAGUGCUAGGAGCACCAUAUGAGAAUCCAUUGCACGACAUACGUCCUGAGACCAUAACUCGCUUUAUCAUAGACUCUACGCGUCAGGAGACUUCACAACUAACAGAGGGCUACAUACACAACAAAAUUGCUCACACAUUCUUGCAAGAAAUGCUGAACAAUCUUACCAACAAGGAACUUUGCAAACUGUUGUCUAAAGAGCUGAUUACGUUAGAAUUAAAUGUAACACAGAAUGAACAACUAAAGCUUGAAUUGAAAGAGUGUGCUGAUAAGUUGAUAAAGGCUGAUUUCGAUCCUAAGACUGUAAAGCAUAUAAUAGAUUUCAAAGAUUUAGUUGAUGGAAAUUAUAAUCCUGCACGCAAACCUGCAGGCAACGAUUCGGAGGGUGAAGAG